Aspergillus lentulus is the source of this 336-nucleotide messenger RNA. Its product is annotated as deoxyribose-phosphate aldolase. Gene Ontology annotation, biological process: carbohydrate catabolic process; deoxyribonucleotide catabolic process. The record is from RefSeq and is a predicted model, not a curated record. Gene Ontology annotation, cellular component: cytoplasm. NCBI's taxonomy places the organism in Eukaryota, Fungi, Ascomycota, Eurotiomycetes, Eurotiales, Aspergillaceae. Gene Ontology annotation, molecular function: deoxyribose-phosphate aldolase activity.
AUGCCAGCAGACAACAAGACAUAUCUCUCGAACGGGCAGGUGCUCGCAAGUCCUCCCCUCUCCGUUCGCAUUCUACGCUUCUUCGAGAAUAUCUACUUCUUCCUCGGCUUAUAUUUCGUGAGCCUUUUCUCGCUCGAUCCCUAUACUGCCGCUCAGAAUUCCCAGUUCAAUGUAUCGCGGUCAGGAAACCGUCACAAUGCUAGGCCUCGCUGGGGAGGCAGUGGUCCUAGCUCUGGAGGCGGCGGCGGCGGCGGCGGACCUGGAGGUGGAUUUGGGCCUCGCAGGAUUGGGCGUGUGGACGAUAUUAGAGGGCCGGAGUGUAAAAGCUGCCGUUGA